AUCCAGACCAUAUGAUUAUUGACCCCCUCUCAUCACAACACUCCUCGUUCUCCCCUGGCCUACACUUCCUUCACCCUCACUGCCUGUCAUGACCCAGAUGCUCAAAGACCCGGCAGCGGGGUUGCCUCCCCAGCUGGUCCCUCACAUGCAUCUCAUCUCAAAGCAUCGCUAUGCUCUCGCAAAUAACCCUUCUUUCGAGACCAUCACGAAUUAUCUCCUUGAAGCACCCAAGAUUGUACGCGAUCUGCAGCCCAUGCACUGGCAAUUCCUCGACACUCCUCAAGAUGGCACCAUGAUGCUCACAUGGCAGCCAUUGGAAUACCUCGCGACGAACUUUGCCAGCGACGGAUAUAUUUGGGCGGAUGUAGAAGUUGUUUUCAAGACUGAAGUGAAAGGCUAUACGUUGGAAAUGUUCAUGCAACGAUCUGGCUAUCGCGCUUCAGGAGAAGCAGUCGCCUCUCAUUGUCGGAGAAGAUACCGUCUUGUUGGCGUGAACCAGGGUGUCGGUCUCCCAAAUCCCGACACCAGUUUGUGGAUUGUCCACUACUCCAAAGCCGCAUCUCGAGACCACAUCCCCUCAGCAUCAAUUCCUGUUCCUCCACAGAUCCAAGCUCAGGUCCAACAACGUCGCAUCAUCCAGGCGCAGGGCCAUCUACCCCGGAAAGAAUUCAUGCUACAUGAUCGAGCCAAUUGGCCCAUGAUUCAUCUUCCUCAAAAUCUUGCCAGGGCUCUGGGAGCCGCCCCGCAGGCCGUCGCACACCGGAGAGGUGGUAGCAUCACCCAAGACACUCCAUUGGAAGAUGAAGAAGACGUCUCUCGCGGUGAUCUUUUCGACUUCAUGACCCCAAGAGACAUCAGCCGGCUACGGUAUGAACAACACCAUGAAUGGAUGGAGGAGGUUGUCCAGUCUCCGCAUCCCAUUAAGUCGAUCGUUCCCAGCGACUUGGGACUCGGCCGCAAAGGUGUAUUAGAAGAUUUGACUCGGGAUUUCUUCGAUGCGCCCACGUCUGCCCUACGUGAACCCUCAAGUCAACCUCCUGCCGCAGCCGGAAAGUUGGCGGCCGGCAAAGCCCAAGAAUUCACCAAACGCGCAGAGGCCAAGUUGGCAGAGAUGCGAGCCGAACUCGAAAAGAUGAAAAAGAUCCAUGCAAGGAGAGUUGGUAGAAUGGAGCGUUCUACCGUGCUGAAUACCGCCGAGAAGAGACUUCGAAGUGCACCCAACACCACCGAACGACGUAGUUUGUCUCACGGUUCGCAGGCUGAUGUCGACCAGAACCAGGCGCAAGACGUGCUCAACACCAUCGUUGCAGAAGUCGAGUCGGUGUUUGGGAAGAAGAUUGAAAAGACGUCGAAUGUGACUUUGAUCAACAGAGGAGGGUUGGAAGAUCGCGCUCCUAGCACUCCUGCUGCCAUCGACCGCCCCUCUAUACAGUCACCUGUCAAGACUGCCAGAUCUAGCCUUCCUCCUACCACUUCUGCGACGGUGUCGCCUUCGGGCCCAAGUUCGACUGCACCCGAGACCGAAUCUCAACAGCCACAAGCCAUUCCUGCACCAAGCUCUACUCAACAACCCCCAGCUGAUAAGAAUGAGCCAGCCCCAACCGAAGAUAAACCCCAGGUGUCGGCUCAGCCCACUCCUGGCGAGCCUCAAUCUCAUGCCAGUGGCGACGACUCUAAUGAAGCUUCAACUACAAACGAUGGCAAAGAUCAGAUUGAGACUCCACAGGUCGACAUUGCGGAGAGCAAUGGCAACAACAGUGGACAAGAGGACACAAAUAUGGAAGGUCAGGAAUGGGUCAUGAUUGAUGAAGAUGGUGGACAGAACGGCGACGAUCUGGAACUUCCUGAUGUGCCUGAUGUGCAGGAAACCCGCGACGAUCAACAAUAUUCCGGACAAAGCACACAUCAAGAACAGAGUCAGCCAGCACAACAAGCACAAACACAAACACAGGCACCAGAACAGACACAGGUACAGGCUCCAGAAGCGGUCAAAGAACCAUCACCGAGACCAGAACUUGCAGCUCAGACAAAUCAAUCUCAACAAAACGACGACAAUGGUCUCGACACCCCUGAUUUCGGCAUUGGUGGGGACUUUGAUAACGUCGAUGUCGAUACCGCUGGAGAUGCUUUGGCAAGUUAUGGCAAUGAUGAAGGGGAUGAUGACUUGAAUCUCGAUGGGAUGGAAGACUCGGCUUUUGGCGACGCCUUCCAUCCUCAGGAAGAUGAAGAAAUGACCUAGGAAUAAGUUUCUCCACUAUCAUGGUUGACUUGUGUAUAUUACCUGGCCAAAGCUUGGACACUUUGAGCAGCGUGUAAACUUGAACGACGAGUCCUGGAUCUAGAACUGAUUAAUCAAAGACCAACAGAAGUAAGGGAUGAAGCAAUAAAUAUAUGCGAUCGUG
Molecule: messenger RNA, 2402 nt
Organism: Exophiala mesophila
Lineage: Eukaryota; Fungi; Ascomycota; Eurotiomycetes; Chaetothyriales; Herpotrichiellaceae
Exons: 3
Coding region: 89-2239 (716 amino acids)
Biological process (GO): chromatin remodeling
Source: RefSeq, a predicted model, not a curated record